Molecule: messenger RNA, 589 nt
Organism: Loa loa (African eye worm)
Lineage: Eukaryota; Metazoa; Nematoda; Chromadorea; Rhabditida; Onchocercidae
Exons: 2
Coding region: 94-315 (73 amino acids)
Biological process (GO): mitochondrial electron transport, ubiquinol to cytochrome c
Source: RefSeq, a predicted model, not a curated record
CUUAAUUAAUAGUCUUUCCAUUUUCCAUUUUAAACUGUUGUUAUAAGUUGUGACUUCACGGAGUGAAUUUCUGAAGGGAAGGAUGAUUUGCAAAUGUUUUAUUUCAAGGAUUACGUAAUGACUCUCGCUACUUAUGCGUACAAAUUUAUCACCAAACGUUUUUCAACCCUUUUCGUGGUACUAACUGUUGGAGCGAUUGCAACAGACUUGGUCGUUGAUAAAGGUGGCGAUUAUCUCUUCAGUCAGUACAACAAAGGGAAGUUAUGGAAAGACAUCAAGGAUAAGUAUGUUGAUGACUUGGCUUUUACGGGAUGACGUUCAUCUUUUUUCCAGAUACUGACGAAUUCCCAUAGACUCUGAAGUAGUAAUUGGUCGUAUCAGUAAUAUAUCUCUGUGCUCAGUAAUUACUAUUAUUUUUAGCUUCUACUUCGUUUUGUAUAGAAAUGUAUUCCAUAAAAAAAUUUAGCAAGUAUAUAUCACAUGACAACAAGAUUUCAUCUUGAGACGAAUAGGCUAUAGUCGUAAAAUAAGGCUUCUCUUUUCAAGAAAAAUUGAGGGAUUAUUUAUUGCUGGGAACAAACGAAAAAAC